UCAUCGAUUCGGUUUGGAGGGAGUAGGCGGCAACUCCACUAAACUCAGCAAGCUCUUCCAGCUUCAUUAGGUUAACUAAGUUAGUUAAGCAAGCUGUUCGCUAACUUUCAGCACCAGCAUUGUUUUUCUUCCGUGAUUUCACUCAGGAACUCUUCUUAAAACUCCUCAAAAACCUCGAGUAAAGUUGAAAAAGACAUUAAGGUUUUAAACGUCUUUUUCAGUGAGCACAGCUAGCUGUUAGCGUUGUUGUUCAUUAGAUGUUUGAUUGUAACAUUUUUUUUGUUUUAUUAUUAUUAAAUCACAACAUACAAACAUAUGUAAAAGACUUUCCAGAGACAAGUAAGAAGCAGAGGCAACGAGAGUGUAAACGUCCAGACAUGCAGCGGUACCAACCCGGAGUAGGGCAGAGACGCAAAGGCAGUGCAGAGGGAGAAGUGCAAGCAGCCUCCUCUGAAUGUGUACACGUGGACUCUGACGUCAAAAUGCCUUCUGCUUCUCCAUCAGGUUCUGACCUGAAACUCAUCAGCAGAAACUGUCAGUCUGGACCAAGCGCCAUUACUGUGGACUCUAGCAGUGCUAAUAAUAUGCAUUCACAUGCUGGGACAAAUGUGAUUAAAGAUGGCCAAGGGUCAAGCACUGACAUUCUUGGGUCUCCAAAACUGUCUCGUAAAACACGUAAACCUGAUCGUGAGAUAUAUCAGCCAGGUGGACGAAGGUCUCAAGGCAGUAGAGACUCUGGUUCAAACAAGCAUGGAUCCAAAGAGGAAGUAAAGGGGGAAGAGGGAGAGUUAAGUAAGGAAAACCUAAUUGGGUCAGAGAAAAAUAAGGAUGUACGUGCAGAACCUGGGAAGGAGAAGGAGGAGAAAGGAAAAGGGAGAAAAGGCAAAGAAGGAAAGAAAAAACGAGAGGUAGGAAAACAACAGAAAAGUUUAGAACUAUCUUCUGACCAUAAUGAUCCGACCCCUGUUGAAAAUCUAACGGACAAAGUGGAGAAGCUUAAUAUCAGCAGCCCCCAAGCUGCUUGUAUGGAGACGGAAGAAAAAAAGGGAACAAAGGGUGACGAUGGUGGCAAUAGAAGAAGAAAAUCAAAUGGAGAUAACCAAAGGAACAAAGCAGCUGGGGGAGAAGGCAUAAUGGGUGCGGAAGAUGAGAAGAGAAAUCAGAGAAGUAAUCGGAGGUCUAGAGGUGGCAGGGAGAGAGGUUCAAACCAGGCUUCUGGGAAAAGGGAGGAGGGAGAAGGAGGGGAGAAGAGCUCAUCAACAAAUCAGUUAGAGAAAAAUACUGAACGAAUGGUGGAAGGAGGACAUCAGUGGGAUGUGCAGAAAAAAGAUGUUUAUCAAGACCAAAACUUGCAACAGCAAAAGCAUAGAGGGAACCAGCCAAGAGAGAAGGAUGGAGAGAGGCGCAGGGCAUCUGAAGGAACAAACAAUAGCAAAAUGAGCUCUGCUUCAAAACGUUACUCAAAAUCAGACAUCCGACGACCACGAAACCGGACAUACAGUACAAGCUCAGUUAGCAGUGGUGCCAGUAUGGACGGACUUGGAGAGUCUGAUAGACGAAUAACUGGUGGAGGUGUUGUGGGAAGGGAGAGGGGCGAAGGAGGACUGCCUCCAAGGUCUAAUGAAAGAACAACAGAGAAGAAGGACCGGACUAUGGGGAACAAGCCUAGACAGAGGAAGUGGACUGCAAGAGAUGUCUCCUCCACCGAUUCCUUUGAAGAGAGUGAGAUGUGGGAGAAGAAUGAUGAGAGGAGACGUUUAAAAGGCAGAGAAAUUGAGGACAGUAGGACUUCUUCCAGGUUGUGUAAAGGGAAUGUCAAGGGACCUAGAGGAGCUGCAGGUGGGGGCCGAGGUGGAAUUUUGAGGGUUUCUUUGGACAAGCAGUCCAGCAUGACCUCAGGAGGUGGGGAGGACCAAACAAAGCGAAAGAAUCAUGGUCCAAGAGGCAGAGGCAUUCUCAUCCUCCCAGCACACACUGAGCUGACGGCUUCCCCAGAGCCUGGCCCUCGGCUGAUGGGUGGGAUGAGAGGUGGUGGUAUGGGCCUAGGCAGAGGUAGAGGGGUUCGUGGAGGAAGUACAAGGAGACUUUGGGACCCCAAUAACCCUGAUAAAAAACCUGCACUAGCCAGCAGCCAGCAGUCCCAGCAUUCACCUCUGCAAACAUCACUAUACCUGCAUCAAGGAGGCUAUGGUCCACUGCAUUUCCUUGAUACUGAUGAUGAGACAGCUGGGAGCCCCCCAGUUCGACAGGGCGAGAACUUCCAAAGCCAUCAGGCUGCUGCCAUGGCUUACUACAAAUUCCAGAACUCAGACAACCCUUACGGUUACUCCUUGCCCACCAGUGCUACAAACACUCCUCCACGGUAUGCCUUUCCAUACCAGUUCCCAUAUCAAAUACCUGGCUCCAAUGGGAUGUACCCAAAUGCUGCCAUGCCUUUCUAUGGAGCAUAUGGGCAAAGUGGUCAGGGUUACCCUCCUGUAAGUGGCACUGCUAUCGCCACAGAGGAAGCAGAGGUACAAACUAGAGGUGAGCUGGUCAAGAUGCUUCGACUGGCUGACAGCCAGGAGCUCCAGCUCAGCAACCUCCUGUCCAGGGAACGUCUGAGCCCAGAAGGACUGGACAGAAUGGCACAGUUGAGGGCUGAGCUACUGACCUUGUAUGAACGAGUGAUUCUAACAGACAUCGAGUUCUCAGACUCUCAGAAUUUGGACCAGGCACUUUGGAAGAAUGUGUUUUAUCAGGUCAUUGAGAGAUUCAGACAGCUUCUGAAGGACCAAGAUUCAGAUACAGCACCCCGGUUGAGGGCCAUGCUGUUGACAAUACUUGAAGAGGGGGCAAUGUUCUUUGAUACACUGCUGCAGAAGCUGCAAACUAUAUUCCAGUUUAAACUGGAAGACUACAUGGAUGGGAUGGCAAUCCGUGCAAGACCUCUGCGCAAGACGGUAAAGUAUGCUCUGAUCAGUGCCCAGCGCUGUAUGAUCUGUCAGGGAGACAUCGCGAGGUACCGAGAGCAAGCCAGUGAUUCGGCCAACUACGGCAAAGCACGCAGUUGGUACCUAAAAGCUCAGCAGAUUGCUCCCAAAAAUGGACGACCCUACAACCAGCUUGCAUUGUUAGCAGUGUACACAAAGCGUAAGCUGGAUGCUGUGUAUUAUUACAUGCGUAGUCUGGCUGCCAGCAACCCAAUCCUGACUGCAAAAGAGAGCCUGAUGAGUCUGUUUGAGGAAGCCAAGCGUAAGGCUGAACAGAUCGAGCGCAGGCGGAAGCAGGAUUCAGAGGGAAGCGUAUGCGGCCCACGGGGGCGAGGAUGGAGUCGGGGCGAAGAUGCCACCCGGCAGGAAAUCUGGAUUCGCCCCAGUGGGCAUCCAGGAGUGCCAUCCCGCACAGCGGGCAACGAAUCGAGCAAAGACUCUGAGCAGGACGGAGGGCUGAGCUCACUGAACGCCAGCGAUCUCAAUAAGAGAUUUAUCCUGAGUUUUCUCCACACACAUGGAAAACUCUUUACUAAAGUUGGGAUGGAGAGCUUCCCAGCUGUGGCUGGUCGUGUACUGCAGGAGUUCCGGGCCUUACUGCAGCAUAGCCCGUCUCCUCUGGGCAGUACACGCAUGCUGCAGAUCAUGACCAUCAACAUGUUUACCAUUCAUUAUGCUCAGACCAGAGCCGAAAAGCAGGGAGAGACGCGUUCAGUACUGGAGGAACAGACCACGUCUCUGGGCUUGGCCAUGUUUGGGCUACUGGUGCAGCGUUGUACUGAUCUUCUGAAAGAAACCCCUGCUGAAGCCAUCUCGCCAGACGAGCUGGAUGAAAGCGAUAUGGUAGAAGAAGAGUCGAUGGUUCGAGUGUCUGCUUUCUCUGCUGAUCUGCGGGAGCUCCUGCCCAGUGUUAAAGUUUGGUCAGACUGGAUGCUCGGCCACCCAGAGCAAUGGAAUCCCCCACCAUACAGUGUAGAUGGGAGUCCUGAUGUAUGGCAGUGCUUGGCUGAGCUGUGUAAUGCUCUGGCUCGUGUGCAUCACAGCGAAAUUCCACUGUAUAAGGCAGAUGGUGACGGAGAGGGGGAUGAGGAGCUCCGGCUAUUAGUGCUCGAGGAGGACGGAAUGCUGGCUGGAUUCGUCCCCCUGCUGGCAGCUCCACAGGAGCCAUGCUAUAUAGACCCACAGACAGACACUGCCAUGGCAUCCGACUGUAAGAGAGUGACCGUACUCAAGUACUUCCUGGAGGCUCUGUGUGGACAGGAAGAGCCACUGCUGGCCUUUAAAGGUGGAAAGUACAUUUCAGUUGCAGUUCCUCCUGUUCCCAGCCAGCAGGUAGAGGACAAGAAUGAGUCACAGGUCCACAAGCAGAACCAGGAGGAUGACGUUAUAGUGGAAGAGUCCUCUCUUUCUGCGUCAGAGGGAGAUAUGGAUGAGGAGGUGGAGGGUGAUGGAAGUGAGGAUGACAUCAAAGAGUUAAGAGCUAGACGUCACGCUCUAACCCAUGAAUUGGCACAGCAGCAGAAACGUAGAGACAAAAUACAGGCUGUUCUGCAGACUGGAGGUCAGCUGGAGCUGGAGAUCAGACCCUUCUAUCUUGUCCCAGACACCAACGGCUUCAUUGAUCAUCUGGAGGGGCUGAGGAAGCUACUGGCCUGUGGUUCUUAUGUGCUGGUGGUCCCUCUGAUCGUGAUUACAGAGCUUGAUGGCUUAGCAAAGGGGCAGGAGAGCCGGGAUGGAGACUGUGUUGGUGUAGGUGGGGCAGCUCAUGCCAAGAUGGUGCAGGAGUGCGCUAAAGCAGCUGUGACUUUCCUGGAGAAGGGCUUCGAGGCGCGAGAGCCAGGUCUGAGAGCACUUACCAGCAGGGGAAAUCAGCUGGAGUCCAUCGCCUUCCGCAGUGAAGAUACAUCUGGACAAAAGGGCAACAAUGAUGAUCUGAUUCUUUCCUGCUGCCUGCAUUACUGUCAAGACAAGGCUAAGGAUUUCAUGCCUGCUAAUAGAGAAGGGCCGGUUCGACUGCGCAGGGAGGUGGUUCUCCUGACAGAUGACCGGAACCUGCGUGUGAAGGCUCUAACUCGGAACGUCCCGGUUCGAGACAUCCCCGCUUUCCUGAGCUGGGCUAAAGUGGGCUGAGUAAAGGAGGCCGGACGUCGCUGUAAAAACCGCUCAACUCCACUGCAAUGGAGUGGAAAGCAAAGAAACACACAGCACAGGGGGAGAGAGAGAGAUGGUGUGUGUGUUUGUGAGAGAGAGAGAGAGAGAGAGAGGGGACGGCAAGAAGCUUUUUAUGUCAGACCAACAAAAAAAAAAAAGCUUAGAAUGAGAAAUGACAUCAUUUCCUGAGAGAUGAGCGUUUCUUUAUCCCCUUAAAACCAGAACGCUUGGAGACCGGCAGAGGAGAGUUUGAGAAGGUGAGUCAGGCUGAGCUGAAAGGGGGGUCGCACCUGUUGGGUGCAGGGAAUGGUUUUGAGGUGCAGUUGCAGGUCUGUGUGUGUGUGUAUAAGAGUGAUUGAGAGUGUGUGUGUGAGUGUGUAUGGGAGAGAGUAACGCUGAAGGGCAUUCUCAGUGUGCUGUGUCGUCUACUGUAGGUGUGCAGGCUAGAAACAUUAAGCGUAAAGUAGUUCAGAGAGGAGAUUCGGAGAGCAAAUUGGUGGUUUGAGCUUGGGGAAGUCAGAUCACCAUGGUCGGUACUCUUCCUGUGGAUGACUACUCCGGCACACUACAGGAUAUGAGCUUGUCAUGAGCACAGGGCUGUAGUUGGGGCAGUGUGAGGGUUCUUUUUGGGCAGGGAGCUGUUCUUUGCCCUGUACAACCUUACCUGAGAGAUCUGUUCAUAGCCACAGCACAGCUUUAGUUGCUUUAGUUGGUUUCAGCUUGGUCAGCUUUGUUAUUUGCAGUCUCAUCUAGCUUUUAUUUUAGUUUUAGUUUUUUUUUUUCUUUUUUUUAAGGUUGAUUUGAUCCAUCUAAAUGUUUGAUAAGGACGUGUGGCUUGUUGUGGUGUGAGUUUGAUUUGUUUAUAAGAACAGCAGUGCUCUACACCACAUCUCAAUAGUAGCUGUGUAAAUAUAAACUACUUACUACAGAUUUAACACAUGCUGCUGCUGCUUCAUAGCUUUCCUAUUUCUAAGGUUUAAGAACACAGACAGCAAACAAUCGACAUGCAGAAUCAGAAUGAUUGUUUUUUGUUUUUUUCUUUGCUAAUUCUGAUCGCAGUAGGGCAUUAUUUAGUUUAAGCAGUGUGUUAGUUAAUUUCUCAUGAUUAAUAAUAAGAGGUUUAUCUCUCUACCCUGCAUUUUUCACUUUCCUCUGAUGUUUCAUUAUUGAAGCUCUAAUACAGUAUCUGUUAUAAAAAAAACUGCAACACCCCACUAUAAAAACAAAACAUAAGUUUCUAUUGAUUAAUACAUUAAUUUACAUUGAUAACAUGAUACUUUUUGUCGGCUUGGAUAACUAUUUUCUUGUGAACAGUGUUAUAAUCACAGAGGGUCCAAACUCAUCUUAAAAUAUGAUUUGUUGUGUUGUUUUUUCUUGUGUUUUUUUGGUUUGCAGACAUAAUAUUGUAAUAUAUUGUCUUCCAUAACGUGACUUUUUGCUGCUGCUUUUCUCAAAAACCAAAUGCAUGAGUUAUAAAAUGUGCAACAUCAGCUUUAAUGGGAUCUGAAACUUUGAUUUGCUUAACUCUGUUUUUGAGGCGUCACCUUCUACUGGUGUACUGAUGUUACAAAAUAAGAGCACUGUAUAUCAGCGCAUCAUUUAUAGCAGCAACUGAUCACAGUUCAUAUUUGACACCAUGGAGAUUCUUCAGUUUAAUAAAUGUUUUCAGUUCUCCUCUUGCCCUUAA
Molecule: messenger RNA, 6810 nt
Organism: Astyanax mexicanus (Mexican tetra)
Lineage: Eukaryota; Metazoa; Chordata; Actinopteri; Characiformes; Acestrorhamphidae
Gene: smg6
Product: SMG6 nonsense mediated mRNA decay factor
Exons: 19
Coding region: 258-5102 (1614 amino acids)
Biological process (GO): nuclear-transcribed mRNA catabolic process, nonsense-mediated decay
Cellular component (GO): telomerase holoenzyme complex
Molecular function (GO): telomeric repeat DNA binding; protein binding; telomerase RNA binding
Source: RefSeq, a predicted model, not a curated record